UGCUGUAGCAAGUAGCUAGCAACCUUGUCAGAGUUAAAGCUGUUGAGUUGACAAUAUGUCAAUAAUGUAGCUGUCGUCCGAGCCGUAGCCACAUGUUCUGGUCCGAGAAGAUGACCGCCUGCAAAUGAAUGCCGUGUCUCGGGGCCAGUGUGUGACCGAGCACGACGCGGUUUUUUAAGCUAGCGUUAGCUUAAGUUACAAGAUUGACAAGAUAAACGGCUGAAGUUCCUCCGGAGUGAGAUGGGCAACGCUAGGCUGACCAGGGGUAGCUUAUGUAGCGAGUUAGCCAGCUAGCCGGCUGAGUGCGACGCGGAAAUAUGAGUAUUUCCAGAUGGAUUUCGACCGUGAGUAAUUUCUUAUUUAUCCGGGCUGCUAUUUGAGAACUAAUCUCAAAGAAGGGAGGCAGCGGUGUCCGGCCGAAGCUGUCAAACUCUCGCCCGUCCCGGCUGCAGCGCUGGCCUAGGGAGCUAGCAGGCUACCUAGCUGCCCGUCUGGCUCACCGACCAAAGGUGCCUGUAGUCGAUGGCCUGCCUGCCAGCCAUGGACACUGUGACUGACACAUGCCCCGCGGUGCACCAGAACGGGACCGCCCACCGGGAAUCUCCAGACACAAGACCGGCCGCUGCUGUUCUGAGGCUUCACUUCUACCACAGCAGCCAGGGAGCGGCUGAUCGCGGCUCUCUCAGCUACCCACCUGGAGACUAUGUGGCUGAGGAGCUGUGCAUAGAUGCAGCCAAGGCGUGCAGUAUCUCACCUCUGUACUGCUGCCUUUUUGGUCUCUUCCGAGAGCGAGACCACUUGUGGUUUUCACCCAACCACAUCUUCCAGCUUGACGAUUCAGCCUCUGAAGAUGUGUUCUUCAGAAUACGGUACUACUUCCCUGGCUGGUACAGCGGUGGAGCAUCCCGGGCUUAUCGAUACGGGGUCGCCAAGGGGGCAGAAAGCCCUGUGCUUGAUGACUUUGUAAUGUCGUACCUCUUCUGUCAGUGGAGGAACGACUUUGUGAAUGGUUUGGUGAAAAUCCCCAACUCCCACGAGACCCAGGAGGAGUGCCUUGGUAUGGCUGUUCUGGACAUGACAAGAACAGCCAAGGAGAGACAGAUGUCGCCUCUGGACAUCUACCACACGAUAAGCUACAAGUCCUUCUUGCCAAAGGAUAUGAGAGCUCAGAUCCAGGACUGCAAUUUCUUGACACGCAAGCGAAUCCGCUUCCGCUUCAAGCGCUUCAUCCAGCAGUUCAGCCAGUGCCGGACCACGGCGCGCGAUCUUAAGCUCAAGUACCUCAUCAGCAUGGAGUCACUGGAGAAGGCCUUCUACACGGAGACCUUCCAGGUCAGAGAGCCGUCCAACGGGCAGGUCAUCAUCCUGGUGGCGGCAGACACCGGCAUACAGUGGUGUCAAGAGAAGCUGAAAGAUUCUGAACAGGAGCUGAAGACCGUGUGCGACUUCCCCGACGUCACCGACAUCGGCAUCAAACAGGCCAGCAAGGAGGGCGCCGCCGAGAGCCGGGUGGUCACCAUCAACAAGCAGGACGGCAAGAAUCUGGAGCUGGAGUUCCCCAGCCUGUCUGAAGCCCUCUCCUUUGUGUCCCUCAUCGACGGCUACUACCGGCUAACGACAGACGCACAUCACUACCUUUGUAAAGAAGUGGCGCCUCCUCGACUCGUUGAGACCAUAUCUUCUCACUGCCAUGGCCCGAUUUCGAUGGAGUUCGCCAUCACCCGACUUCAGAAGUGUGGAAACAAGCGGGGGCUGUAUAUUUUAAGAUGUAGUCCCAAAGACUUCAACAAAUAUUUCCUGACUUUCCCUGUUGAGGUGUAUGAUACUGUAGAGUACAAGCAUUGCCAGAUAACCAGGUCUGCCAGCGGAGAGUUUAACCUCACUGGAACCAAAAGAAACUUCAGCAGCCUGCAGGAACUGCUCAGCUGCUACCAAAAGGAAACCGUGCGCUCGGACAGCAUCGUUUUCCAGUUCAGCAAGUGCUGUCCUCCGAAAUCUAAAGAAAAGUCCUGCCUCCUCGUGUGCAGGAGCAACAAAGGCUCAGAAGUGCCCCUGUCUCCGUCGCUGCAUCGACACAACAUCAGUCAGAUGGUGUUUCACAAGAUCAGGAAAGAAGAUCUGGAAUUUAUGGAGAGUCUCGGCCAAGGGACAUUCACGAAGAUCUUCAAAGGGGUCCGAAAGGAGCUGGGAGACUACGGACUUGUGCACCAAACUGAAGUCGUCAUGAAAGUCCUGGACCAGGCUCACAGGAAUUACUCCGAGUCUUUUUUUGAAGCUGCCAGCAUGAUGAGCCAGUUGUCCCACAAGCACCUGAUCCUGAACUACGGCGUCUGUGUCUGCGGGGAGGAGAACAUCAUGGUGCAGGAGUAUGUGAAGUUCGGCUCACUGGAUACCUACUUGAAGAAGAACAAGAACUCAAUAAACAUUCUGUGGAAGCUUGAAGUGGCGAAGCAGCUGGCCUGGGCCAUGAACUUCCUGGAAGAAAAGCAUCUUGUUCACGGGAAUGUGUGUGCUAAAAACGUUCUCCUGAUCAGAGAGGAGGACCGGAGGACUGGGAACCCUCCUUUCAUCAAACUCAGCGACCCUGGUAUCAGCAUCACUGUCCUGCCCAAAGAAAUCCUGAAUGAGAGGAUCCCUUGGGUGCCCCCUGAAUGUAUUGAGGACCCUGCCAAACUGAGCCUGGCUGCAGACAAGUGGAGCUUUGGCACGACACUAUGGGAAAUCUGCAGCGGUGGAGAGAAACCUUUAGCAGCGCUGGACAGCUCUAAGAAAACCCUGUUCUACCAGGAUCACCACCAGCUUUCUGCACCAAAGUGGACCGAACUGGCUAAUCUGAUUACCAGCUGCAUGGACUACGAGCCCACAUUCAGGCCCACAUUUCGCGCCGUUAUCCGUGACCUCCACAGCCUCUUCACACCAGAUUACGAGCUGAUCGUGGACAGUGACAUCCUGCCAAACAGGACAGCGGGCUCUGGCUGGACAACCGGGGGGUUUGAAAACCAGGAGCCGGCCCAGUUUGAGGAGAGACACCUCAUAUUCUUACAACAACUGGGCAAGGGAAAUUUUGGCAGCGUGGAGAUGUGCCGUUACGACCCACUUCAGGACAACACCGGGGAGGUCGUGGCUGUGAAGAAACUCCAGCACAGCACGGCGGAGCACAUACGGGACUUUGAGCGGGAGAUCGAGAUCCUGAAGUCUCUCCAGCAUGAGAACAUAGUCAAGUACAAGGGCGUGUGCUACAGCGCAGGUCGGCGAAAUCUCCGUCUCAUCAUGGAAUAUCUUCCCUUUGGAAGCCUGCGAGAUUACCUCAUGAAAAACAAGGAGAGGAUCGACCACAAGAAGCUCGUGCAUUACACUUCUCAGAUCUGCAAGGGUAUGGAGUACCUGUCAAGUAAACGGUACAUCCACAGAGACCUGGCAACACGAAACAUCCUGGUGGAGAGCGAGCUGAGAGUGAAGAUCGGGGAUUUCGGCCUCACCAAAGUUCUACCUCAGGACAAAGAGUACUACAUGGUCAAGGAGCCGGGAGAGAGCCCCAUAUUCUGGUAUGCCCCCGAGUCUCUGACUGAGAGCAAGUUCUCCGUGGCGUCGGAUGUCUGGAGCUUUGGAGUGGUGCUUUAUGAGCUCUUCACCCACAGCGACAAGAACUGCAGCCCCCCUGCAGUCUUCAUGUCCAUGAUGGGGAACGACAAGCAGGGACAGCUGAUUGUCUAUCACCUCAUCGAGCUCCUCAAGUCAGGCAGCAGGCUGCCUCAACCCCUGGCCUGUCCCACAGAGAUACAUGAGAUCAUGGAGGAGUGCUGGGACAAAGACCCCGGCCUGCGUCCGUCCUUUAAGGAGCUGGCCCUCCGCAUCGACCUGUUCAGGGACAGCAAGGAGUUCUAGGAUCACCCAAAGUGCCCCGCCCCCCUUUUCAACCAAGAUGCUCUUAAUGUUAUUGCCCCGUCUGUGGCAAAGGGACAAAGGCCAAAGCCAGGUCCUCCUGCUGGGUGUCGGCAUGCGGGAAGCAGCUGGUGGCUGGAGGAGUGUUGGUUCGGAGCGAGGAUCUGUUUAAGUAACAAACUACUGCCGAGGUGCCUUCAAGCGAGGCACUCAACCCCCAUUUCCUGUAGCGGAGCGGCUCGGCGGCCGGCAGCGACGUGGAGGUGGCGUCCUGGAUGGUGGAACUGUUGAAGGUGAUGUUGCUGAAAAACUGAGAAUGUGUUUUGGUCAGAGUUCUAAAGGAGGCGCUGUGGAGCUCGUAGAGACUGUUUGGAGUCGCGUACCUGGACGCUACACGCUGUUCACACUACAGGCUUAUCAGAUCACCGUGGAAACGAUCACCUGGCAGCUGACAGCAGGUUCAUAAACUUUAUAUCUGUACAUCUCAGAUCAUCAGGGGCCUUCUGCUCGACCACCCCUGAUUGGCUCAGAGCAUUCAUACGAAACUACGGGUUUUAAAAAUGCCACCUAGAUUCACAUACGAAUUACUUUCCAGGAUUUUUUUUAUUUUUUUAAUUAACUCUCGGCUAAUUUUCAGCACGUUUUCAUAUGUUGAAAUAGGAGCUGUUAAAGUUCAAAAAUCCCAAAUGUUCACUGUUAUUUCUCUUCAUGCCUUCGUUUCAACAUCAGACACGUAGAUCAAACCGUCUCUGGUUAAGGGCGGGUUGAAAUAUAAAAACCAGCAAAGCCGUCGUAGACAAAAACAUUGAUCGUGAAGUCGUGAUAUUUCCUGAACCGCAUGCAGUCGAAACAGUAAAAGUUGUUGGAGUUGGAGUUUCUCACAUGAUGUUCAGAGACUCAAACGUUAUCAGGCAAUUGAUAGCUCAAAGCUAAAACGUCCCGUAAACAUCUUAUAUCCAGAUUUUAUGUCAUGAAAUUUUCAGGCAAAUCAGAAAAAGUCAAGCAGAAGUUGAACCAAAAGCUUGAUCCUUUGAUGACGUACCGAUGAAGUUGUUGCCGGUUGCUACCUAGCGAGCUUUAUUUCAGCAUCUCUAACUGCGAGGCUCGACUAAUUCUUUAAAUCACACCAUAGCGAUGAGAAGCUGCUGGUCCUCGUCUCCUCUGCACAGCUGGAGUCUUCUGAAGUAUUCGCCAUUUUUGCCAAAUAAUGUCUUGAACCGGGCAGGUGGCGUACUUGGAAAUUUGGCCAGUGUGGUAUGUCGUCUGUGCAUCGUUGGCAUACUGAAAACGUUCAAGUCUGUCACGUCCUACUCGCUGCUUUGGGUCAGAACCAGUAUGCCAGUAGUAGGAAGGAUGCCAUUUCCAACAGACACGGUGUCGCCAGGCCUGAAGCUAGAGAUGCUCGUGGCAAACAAGUUCAAUGUGUGUGUGUGUGUGUGUGUGAGUGAGAGAGAGUGUGUGUGGUCCUCACAGACAGCUAGCAGGGCUAGCUCUUGCCAUCCCCUGUUCCCGUCACCUGAAGAGAAGCAGACUAAUAGAGUGUUUUCUAUCCGUGUGUGUGUGUGUGUGUACAUACCGACAGUAUAUUUGUGUACAUAUGUUCAGAAAAAUUUUAUAAUUUUAUAAAAUGGAAAUAUAGUAAAUGUUAUAUAUGAACUGCCAGCAGGAUGUCCUUGUAAAUGAAGUGCAUACAAAGUGAUUUAAAAUCCAUCGUUUUAUGUUUUCAGUGUCAGAGGUGGUGUGAAAAUUAAACAGCAGUUUAAUUCAACAG
Stegastes partitus (bicolor damselfish) is the source of this 5653-nucleotide messenger RNA. It is a transcript of the gene jak2b, whose product is annotated as Janus kinase 2b. The record is from RefSeq and is a predicted model, not a curated record. Lineage: Eukaryota; Metazoa; Chordata; Actinopteri; Pomacentridae. Gene Ontology annotation, cellular component: cytosol; cytoskeleton; membrane. The coding region runs from base 523 to 3885 and encodes 1120 amino acids. Gene Ontology annotation, molecular function: ATP binding; growth hormone receptor binding; non-membrane spanning protein tyrosine kinase activity. Gene Ontology annotation, biological process: cell differentiation; growth hormone receptor signaling pathway via JAK-STAT; cytokine-mediated signaling pathway. The transcript has 24 exons.